Exophiala xenobiotica is the source of this 1695-nucleotide messenger RNA. RefSeq lists its product as uncharacterized. Lineage: Eukaryota; Fungi; Ascomycota; Eurotiomycetes; Chaetothyriales; Herpotrichiellaceae. The record is from RefSeq and is a predicted model, not a curated record. The coding region runs from base 1 to 1695 and encodes 564 amino acids. The transcript is spliced from 4 exons.
AUGGUUCUCAAAAAGGCUGCGAGCACCUUCUACUCAGUGAUAGGGUCUACACGGUCGCUGUGGCAGCCAGCAUCUACACAUUUUCCCUACAGUGGAUUUGGCGCGUUGCUGCUUGCUUCGGCUGGUGUUGUGGUCUCGGUGGCCAUCUUGCUCGCGUCAAACGGCGAUGAUGUAAGGUCGUGGAAGUUUCAGCCUACUGUCUAUAUCUCGAUUGCCUCCACCGUCACGAAUAUUACCGUGGCCUACGCCUUGUUCGAGGGACUCAAUGUUGCGUGGUGGCACAAGGCAUUGAAGGAUGGAACAGUGAUCGGUGACCUACAUCGUAUCUGGGCAUUCGGCAACAGUGUCCUGGCAGCUAUUUUCUGCGGUCGACACAUCAACAUGAUUGCAAUUGCAAGCAUUUUUGUUGCGCUAUGUCCAAUCAAUGGUCCUCUGCUUCAACGUGCCUCAACAAUCAGCAACGCGACCGUGACGAGCCAGCAACAACUAGACCUUCAGGUCAACAAAUUCGUGCCGCGAGGCUUCACAGGAAUUGUAACAAGCCGAAGCGAUUCAGUCAACAUGCUUACCAGCAACUUCUCGACAACUGCACGAGAUUACUAUAGCCGAUCACCGAUCAAGUUGGAUUCCGCUUGCACUGGAACUUGCAAAGCCAAUGUACUUGGAGCUGGUUUUUAUGUCAACUGUUCGUCAUAUGAAGUGCCGUACAACGUGUCUGGAGGCAGCUACGACAGCCCCACGGUAUUUGGCGCGUGGGUCGAUUAUGCUGUCUUUGACAAUCCAACCACGUUCAAUCUCGAUGUUCAAAUCAAGCCCAAGGCCGGAUGUACAGAUGGUUCUACCUCGACAGUCAGCCUAGACCCGGCAACAACGAUCUGGGAUGAUACCGUCGUAGGGAAUCUUGACGCGCUCGAUACUGAGACUCAUUUAAGUGGAACAACGACCUAUGGGGGCCUUUUUCUGGCACUUGCCAAUCAAUACAACACCGACCUACAGUUUCAAUUUGGGGGAGCGAUUGGUUGGGAGUUCUUUGGUGCACAAAGUGAAUCGUCGAUCGCCUAUGCUCAUGAUGUCGGCGGUCAGCCUACGUGUGAUGUCUAUUUCACAGAUCCGCUUGCCGACUUUCUUCAGGGAGCGCGCGAGUUGAUUUUUCGCACCGCAGUCGCUACAGCAAACAGCAGCGACACCCAAAGCGUCGUCGCGCAAGCCUCAGGAAGUCACACUGUCUAUAAAACCAGCUAUGUAUUUUUGGCACUCGCCACACUGGCAUCAGGCCUGGCCAUUUUGUCAGUCCUCUUGACGUUCAAUGGCUUCUGGCGUCUCGGCAGGAAAGUGUCAAUGAGUCCUCUCGAGACGGCAAAGGCGUUUGAUGCGCCCAUCAUGAAAGAGGCAGAUUCCAGCGCCCCAGCGAAGGCACUUCUGAACCAGGUUGGGGGCAAGCCAGUCAAGUACGGCCUUGUCAACGAUGGCGCAGGAUUCGACACGGAGGUGCCUCUUCCUUAUACUGAGAGUGGCUUCCGCGAUAGUCCAUACAACCAGACCAGCCAUACUCGCUCGGGCAGUCUACUGCGGAAGUUUUCAGGAUACAACAACAUCUCGGGUAGCGACAUUGAAAUGUCAACCCGUACUGGAAGCAGCAUGCCAGCUGGCGCACACUUGGAACUCGCCGAUCCAAAGAGAGUCACGACACUCUAG